AUGCGAAGCUCAGCCUCCACUCCGGGACUCUCGACGGUCGGCCUCGGGAAGUUCAACAUUGCUGCGCUGCACCAGGUGAUCCAGCAGCCGGACACCAACAACACAACAGAGCAAUGUGACGACUUUUUCCCCGGGGGCCUCGGCGUACCGGACAGUUUCCAAGGCCUGGACCCAGAGGAAAAUCGACCGCCGGCAGAGCUUUUCGUUUGGGGCCAAGAACGAGCCAGAAGGUGGGAUCGGACCGAGCCAGUCCACUCCCCAACCUCUAACCCUACGUCGAAAGGUGGCGAUCCCAUCGCCUCGGGAGCAGACCCCACUGCAGGUCUGCCGGGGAUACAACGAUCGGCAACGGCAGCGGCAGGCCGCCCUUUCACGGUCACCACAGGCAUGAAACGAAGGGGCUUGGCUACCGCAGGCGGCGAGCCUCCCUGCUUAGGAGGUCAUCGAGCUGGUGGGGCCGGCGGGGCCGGCAGGCGGAGGUCGUCAACGGAGGGAGGAGUACCGAUUGCCAACCGUAGAAACAACUAUUCGGCGGUGAGAGCUAGCCAGGGAACCUGGCAGUUUAUCGCUAGGGCGAAAUCGGUGCGGGAGACACCUGUUUCUAGGGGCGACGCUUCUAGUCUCGUUCGAGAGUUCGAGGCCGCCAUGGCGGUGAUGGACAACCAUGUCGGGGGUCGGGCGGAAGGUCACGACGGGGCUUUCAUGAGUCCAAUGCAAAAUGAUAUACACGGCUUGCAGCAGGAGGUCAGCAGAACUUUUGACGCCCGCGAGGCUGUGGUAGAGGCGGUUGAAAUCGUGGAUCGAUGUGUAGGUAGCGCAGGGAGGGCAGGGGGUGGCAGCGGAGGGGGGUCGCAGCAGGGACGUUGGCAAGACACGGGUGGAGGGAACCCGCUGUCGGAGCCGAUCGUUGAAGAUUCUGUGCAAGAUUUGGGAGGGUCUCCGCUAGAUUUGACAGGUCACUGGGUCAAGCGUGCGGUGGGUAUCGGCCCCGACGACUGGGCUGCCGCCAAGCGUAUUCUCGGGAGCUGUCUUUUCGAACAAAAGUGGCUAGACCUAACGUGCGGGGAGCUCGCCGACCAGGUCACCGUUAUGUGCCUGCCACACGGGCAGCUGCUCCAGGAACUGCGCCGGCGAAACGCAUCGGCGUUCAACCGCCUGCACGGACUGUACAGCGACUGCUUGUGGACGCUGGACAGGUGCGUGGCGAGUGUGCUAGAGGGGCGGAGGGAGAGAAAGCAGGCGGAGGAGGAUUGGACCAAAAAGCUCGAGAAAACGUGCGCAGAUUACGAGGCCAAAAUCAAGGCCAUCCACGACAGCCGAGGUUUCGAAGAACAGGAGCAGGCGCGGGCUAAGAGAGAGGCCAAGGCACACGUGGAUAGGAUGGGAGACACGCUUCGUACCCUGAAUGGUAUCUUCAAGACAAUGCAGGCGGAUGGUAAAGCAAUGACCGAGGUAGACCUCAAGGACCGCUGCAGAUCCCUUGAGCAGGAGUUGGCGUCCCGGAGAGAAGAAAUGCAGGAACUCCGGAGAUUGAAAGAGAAACACCUGGAAACGGAGGCAGAGAUGGAGCAGGUGAAGCUAGAACUACAAAAGACGAAGUUAGAGGCGGUCAAGAUCAAGGAGGAGAUGGAACGGCGGCAAUCGCUUGUAAAGGAACUCAUGGACAACGAGGCCAAACGUCUCACCGAGAUCGAAACCUUGAAGGCGGGAACCGACAGAGUAGGUGGAGGCGACGAAGAUGAUGGAGAAGGCGACGAACGAGAGGGGGACCAUCCCAGAGACGAGAAAGCGUCUGUCAAGAACAGAAACAAACGUCGGCACAAAGAGACCAACGGCGGUUCGAGCGGAACUGGGGGCUCGAACGAAAAAUCGAAGAAAAGCGGCGGCGAAUCGGGAAAAGCAGCAAGCGAUGACGAUGACGAUGACGAACAAGAAGUAGGCUCUUCCGUGUUGUGCAUAAAGUGCCGCAAGGCUUUGGAUGACCUCAGCAAUAUUGCCGAUGCGCUGGAGAAAGAGCGGCAACUGAAGGGACAGACUCGGCUGCAGUGCCACGGGUACCGCUUGCUCCUGCCCAACCUCAAGGGAUACAGACCACCGAGGACGGUGGCAUGGGUACGGACGGUAAUGCGAGCCAUCCUGAGGGCAAAGAUCUGGGACGACAGCGUGCUGCGGUACAAGCAGGACCUCCGCGUGCGCUUCCCCGAGUUCACCUACGCUUGGUUUGAGCCCCCAAGGGCCGUAAUGGCAGCUGCGAACGCCAACGUUAGGUCCAAGCUUGUGGCACAGGCGGAUGACGACCGGUGGGGACUAUACUACGGAGUGAAGUCGCUGGCGCGUGAGAGCGCCGAGGCGACCCUCUUCUGGCACGCUCUGAACGAGAGCAACGGAGAGGACUAUUUAACGUUCCUCGUGUACUGCCUGGCCAUUGUGGAGGGCACCGCGGGGUCUAUGCUUCGAGACCAAUGGGGAGUCAGUGCUACGUGCACCGACCUGCACACGCUCCAGCGCCAGGUCCAAGAGGCUCAGGCUGUUAAGGAACGUUCAGCCAGCAAAGUGGGUAGCGCCAUCGGGACCGGGGCUGGGAGUGUGACUCUGCGGGGUGCUGACAGAGGAGACGAGAAGGAGCAGCUUGAGCCGAUGGCCAGCGGCACAGACGUGGUAUGGUUGCGUUCGAGCGACGCCAGGGAAACGGUAGACCACAUUCUUGUAAAGGCUCUGGAAGACCAAAAACGCAGGGUGCUGGACGCGACGAGGGCUAUCUCGGUGUCUUGCGAGGGUCGCCUAACAGACCAAGACCCUUCGUCCACCUGUGUCGACUUGUUCCUGUUCCUGCGCAUCCUGCUGCAUUCCUUCAAGGAGGAGCAGGUCAACAGACGGGCGGCGGUACGGCUCAUGUUCGAGACGGCGUCAACGGGCGUCCUCACGGACGGCACACCAAUCUACGGGGACGGGAGGGUGGAUCAGAGCGCCCUAGCGGCCGCAGAAACCGUGUACAACAGCCUCUUGAACGAAAGCAAGGCCGUGGUGGACCUGCCGCAGUUCAUGGUGAUCGCCCGAACGCUGUGGCCGGAGGUGACUACCUCAGAUGCUGUUGCCGUGUUCCGGGACGCGCACGAGGACACGAACGGAGAGGUGGACUACCAAGCUUUCUUGAAGCUCGCGGACCGGUGGCAAUUCUUCAGUAACGCCCUCCAGCUGCCGGUUCACAUGCCGAGCCGGGCCGACCUCGGAGAAGAGAUGGACGCCGCUACCAGGAGCAACCUAGGCGCCCUCGUGCACCGCCACUACAACCUUAUGAAGCCUGCGAUGGACACCGUGAAGCAGACGAUGCCCGAGAGCGCCGUGAAGCAGCUAGUCAAGUGCCAGAGAGCCGUGGAGAGGGAGCUCAACGAUGCGUACACGGUCACGCAAGACUCUUCCACUGGAUCACAAUCAUCCAAAUCAAGAAAACGUGAGAGCGGCAGCAGCGGAGAGGAUGGCGCGCUAGAGCCAACCCCGGCUCUGUCUACCACGUCCAUGGACGGCACAAGACCCCUGGCGGCAUAUCGGAGGCUCUUAGCCAUUCUUUACCACAUCCGAAACGUCAGGCACGAGUCCGGGCCGGGGUACGAGACGGUGCCCGGGAAAGGUACAAACGUGGUGCAGAAAACAGAAGCCGAGUUCAGAGCUCUCGAGACCGUCUUCUUCGACCUGCACAUCGAUAGGCGCUUCCAGACGUACGACAGGAUCCGCACGCGGCUCGCGGUGAUGAAAGUGCAGCGCACGUGGAGGAAGAUUCUCGCACGCGCGUGCGAGGUGCCUCUCGGUUUGCUUGACCUCAUGCGGCCGGGGUAUCUCAGAGGUGUGGGAGGGAUCGUAACGAGGGCUGUCCACCACCCACCAUUCUGGGUGCAGCAGCAGAUCUCGGAAAUGUACACAGCCAAGUUACGAAUCCUGGCAAGCAUGGGUACCACCGGAAGCGGGAUUGCGGGGAGCGAUGCCGGCGAAGGUUCUGCCCUAGGGGGGCUGGACGUGACCGCGAUGAUGGGGGACGGCCCCAAACCCAUUAAGGAGCUCUUUCCCGUGACCCUGCAGGAUCCCAGGACCGGUCGCCAGUACUGGCACGAGAGCCCGGCGGUAACCGAGGCUGUUGCGAAAGAGCUCUUUGAUAAGUGCUCCCAACCACCGCCGGUUGAAAAGGGUCCAGGGGGCGGGGGCGGGAGUGGGGGCGGAGGCGGGGGUCCCGCUAGGGCUCGUGUGUCGGGAGUGCAGAUGUCCUUGGGAAAGCUGAUGGGGCACCCAGCAAUAACUGGGGGACGAGAAAAGAGGGUGGAUGUGGACGACGCUCUGUGGCUCUUCAUGCGACACUGGCUGGUUGUUCGGCAACACCGAAUAAGCCUGGUUGACCGUGCCCUCGGUCAGGUCGCCCCUGCCCCUUCCUCUGCUGCCUCAGCAGCAGCUGGAAAUGACGCUGCCCAAGCUGCCAGUCCUUCUCCCUUGGUGUCAGUGGACGGUUUCCGCGUAGUGACGACGCGGUUAGAAAAUAUGAGCAGAUCGGCUCCUCCGAGGGGGGUUGCGGACCUGGUUUACGUCGACGCCUUCAUGGUGGCCUCAAGUUUGUCUCGUCGGCCUGAGAACAAGGCCAUGUCUCACCGUGAGUCCACAAAGACGGCUCUGCUGUCAAGCCCUGUAUUGCUUUGGGACGCCAGUGGGGCAAGGCGGGAGCAGCAGAUGCCUCCUUUAUUCAGUAAUCGCGCCAUGAGAAGCUGGCUCUUGUCAUCAUGGGCUCGAUAUUCGGACCCCAUCAAGGCCGAGGUCCUGGUCAUGUUGGAAGAGCUGCAACAUGUCUCGGACACGACACCAGCCAAUGGCAUCACCCAAGAGCCAACCGGCGUUGAGAGCGCUGCGGCCGACCUGCCGGCCGGUGAAGCGCCAGCGCACACGCCAACAGGGGCACGAGGGUCUGGAGGAAGCGCUGCAAGGCCUGCAAAUGUCGAGGCGGCAAAGCUCGUCAGAGCGCUGGAGAAGAUUCGGAGCGAGGUCAAUCGCUUAGAUGGCUACAUGAAGGACCUAGACACGUUCCACAAGGAGGACAGCAUGGCGCAGUCCACUGCUGUCGUAAUCCCGAAGGAAGCAUCCGCUGAGCAACAGGAGCAGCAAGAGCAAACUCUCUCUCCGGAGAUAGUAAAAAAGCUGUCUAGACCCGGAGAGGUGGAGCGGGCUUCCAAAGAGAUGAGGUCUGUCAUGAUGAUUCUGGCUGCGGUCUACCGGCGCAUGAGGCCAAACGACCCCAGAGACUUCGUGCAAGACUCUUGGGCCUCGGGAAGACGUACCUCCCUUCGACGUACCAGCUUCAACUCGUACUAA
Messenger RNA from Ectocarpus siliculosus, 5346 nucleotides. The record is from the annotation of a GenBank genome assembly. NCBI's taxonomy places the organism in Eukaryota, Phaeophyceae, Ectocarpales, Ectocarpaceae.